This is a messenger RNA of Galleria mellonella (greater wax moth), 4986 nucleotides long. RefSeq lists its product as uncharacterized. The transcript has 20 exons. Lineage: Eukaryota; Metazoa; Arthropoda; Insecta; Lepidoptera; Pyralidae. Bases 364 to 2964 code for a protein of 866 amino acids. The record is from RefSeq and is a predicted model, not a curated record.
ACCGAGCUCUUGCGGCAGUCAGCGCGGAACGAGCGGCGCACGCGCACGUCACGUACCAACCUUGUGGUACCCAUACGCGAUCGCGUCAAACAGUGCUACCAUUCGUGCCCGUUACAAUAGUGUUUCAUAACAGUGCUUGUUUAUUUUUUUAAUUUGAACCUAUUUGGACGUGCCGUGGCCAGCCAACGACUCUGCAUAGAGAUAACGACCGUACCGUUUCCAAUGCCGCCCCUCACUAGGGCGUGUCAAAGGAGACGUUAAAUAAACGAGUAAACAGACGACAAUGUGACGAGCCGUCCACACUGACACGUGAUUGUCCGCCAUCUUGACUGAUCAUAGACAAGUUGUAUUACCAGAACAAAGAUGGCGCCACUGCUAUGGUGUGUACUGAUGUGUAUGGUGGCGGUCGCGCGGACUCAGUCUAACUAUGGCUCGCAGGCGAACAAUAUAGAGUACCAAGGCGAGGGGCUGCCCGAGCAAACAGUGCUGGAUGGAAAGGUCACAAAACUGGAUGAUCUAAGUCCAGUCAUCUUCUUGAACAGAACUAAGGCGGCGCUCAACUGUGCUGCUGGUUCCAUGCAGGUUGAGUUGAAGUUCAACGAGAAGUUUUAUGGUAUCGCGUACGCGGAUUUCGACAGACACUCCGCUUGCCAAGUGGUCGGCAAGGGAGCGCUCUCCUAUAAGCUAGAGCUGCCCUUGAAAGGAUGUGGGACAAAACAGGACCCUCUACGUGUGUUCACGAACAACAUAGUGGUGAGGUUCCACCCGGGCCUCGAGAUGGACGGUGACGAGGUGAUCACCAUCGUGUGCCGCUACCCCCCGCCGAUAGUACCGCAGCCGAUACCCAAUCCGUUUAUUGCAGUGACACCUAAGAGUCCAUUGCCCAUACAGUCACCCCUAGCCGGCACUCACAUCUUGAUGAUAAUCUGCGCGAUCCUGUUCCUUACGUUGCUUCUCUUGGGCCUGGGAGUGUCGUACCUUUGCCUGAGGAGGCGAGCUCUACCGCCACCUAGACGGCUGAUCGAUGACUCGACGCCAUCUAUAGCUAGCAGCAUACACACUGUAAAGAUUCCUCGCGCCACGUAUCCACCGGCGUUGAGGCAGGAAACAGUGAGUGUGGCCUCCGACACCAUCCCUUCGGACUAUCCCUCCGAGACGCCCAGCGAAGCUGAACAGACACACACCAACGCUGGGUUCACAUUGGACGAGCACUACAGCGAAGGCUACGGUGAGAUGCAGGAGACGAGCACGACCCACAGCCGGCUGGUGAGCGCGCCGCCCGCCUUCGACGUGCACGUGCGCGUGCAGCAGCCCCCCGUGCCGCCCUCGCCGCCUUCCACCAUCACCGCCACCGAGACCGACGCCGGCAGCAUCAGACAAUCGCUGAUGAUAGAGCAACACGAGCGCGAACGACAGGAGUCCGUCCGUACAGUGUCACCAGGGGCUUUGCCGCUACCAGCACGUGCGGCUCACCUUCCGCCACCCGAGCGACCGCCUCGACCAGCAGUGUACCCGCCGCGACAGGAGUGGUCGAGGCCGCCGCGUUCUAUCGUCUCUCUGAACACCGAGAUGACGGACACCCAUUCCGUUACCGAGGUCACUGACCGUUCCCAUGCCAAGAUGUUCCAUAUCAAGAAACCGCCUCCGCCACCUCCAAUGAUGAGCGAGCAUUUGCAAACAGAGGAGCAAGAGAUGUUGAUGGAGAGCUUGGAACCAAUACCGGAGACGCCAAUUAUGCCAGCCAGGAAACCCGAAAUAACGUCUCACGUAGUGGACGACGUAUUCCUACGGACGAUCACAGAGAAGAAGACCAUUGAAGAUAUUGAGAGGCACAAGCGGCUCGUCACAGAGUACAAGCAAGUGCCACCACCACCGCCGCAGUUCGAUGUCACCAUACGCAAUCACACGAUGCCCGAGGCACAAUGGGAGAACUUCUCUGACAUCAGUAGCGCUUCAGGGAUGACACUCACGCCGAAGAUGGAGAGGGUCCCAUUGUCGUUGCCGCCGCAGAAGUAUAUAGGAAAAGGCGGACCUGACCUAUUCUCUCCUGAGUUGAUUAAGCAGACAGGAAACGUGUAUCCACCACCGAGGUCACCCAACGAGCUACCAGUACUUCCCGAAUUGCCUCCUGCCCGCAAUCCUCUGUACCGGGAAGAAGAUGACGAGGAUGUACCAGAACCUACGCCUGCACCGCCAGUGCCACCCAACUGGCAUGUGCUGACAAGAGUACUGAAGGUCGAAGCACAGGAUGAAGUGGUGUUGGAGUCGGAGCGGUCGUGGCGGCUGACGCGCGCGGAGCGGCUGCGCUGGCGCGAGCUGAUCGCGCACGAGAGCACGCUGCGCCGCGAGCUGGCGCGCGCCGCCGCGCGCGACGACUACGCGCGCCUCGCGCGGGACCACCGCUUCGCGCCGCUCUACCCGCCACACAAGUGGGACGUCAUCAUACGCAUCCUCGCGCCGCCGCCCGACAAGCCCAAGAAUCGGUACCGAAAGAAGAGCGAGUGGGACUCGCGAUCACGACGGAGCUCACUGCCGACCCUGUAUGAGUACGAUAGCGACGCCACCUCGCUGCGGGAGCCGCAGCGGUCGCGCCGUUCCUCCUAUCGUAGCGAUCACGUCGACAUGAGAUCAAUGUCUGAGAUGAUGGUGGACUAUGCUCGCGAACAAGCAGACACACAUUCCGAAGUAUCGGCUGGUACACAACUUGGCCGGUACUAUGACGACGACAGCGACACUGAACACCCCUUCCAUCAGAGCCAAUCAUGGGGCCGGCACUCACUGCACCGGUCGGUGAGCCAGCCGUCGUUAGCACGCUCGGCUACCGAGGUGGUGGAGCAGUGGACCGCCCCCGACGGGGACGUCACGCCCACCCCCGGCCGACGGGUCAGAGGACCACAAGGACUCACUACGUUCACGUCAUCCGAAGUACGCACGUUCCAAGCAACGAAGGAAUGGCGCGAAUAAAAUAUCCGGACAUUUUGAAUUAAGACAAAUUCAUUUAAGUGGGUACCAAUUGGAACGCCUAUUAUUAUUCUUUUAUUUAAGUGCUCAUAAUUUCGAUCAGUAACGACUAGAUUCACAAUUAAUGAUCCAAAAUAUUCCUAUCGGAAUAGCAUAUUUAGUAGAAUUAUCAAAACAUGUUUGUCCUUAUAAAUCUUUAUCAAUUUUAGGAUAUUAUUGAUUGGAAGGUGACUGUGAGUCUAGUUAUUAGUGAUUGAUAGCUCACAAUAAUCGAUAUACAAAAUUAAGUAGCGCCAUUUAGAGGCACUACGGAGUAAACGAGUGUUAGUGAUGCACCUAUCGUGCUAUUGAUUAUUACUAAUAAUCGAUAUUAUACACGGUCUUGCUGACGUAUGUUCAGAAGCAUAAAUAUCACUGCCUAGGUGAUAAACGUCACUGCCUUCUAUGACAAUAAUAUGCCACUGUGGAAAUCGUAGAUAGAGAAACCUAUGUAAAUGAUGUAGGUAGCAUUCUUAAUCUAUGGUUAAUUAUUAUAAUUGUGUGUAAAAUUUGACAGAUAUACAUUGUAUAAGUGCAUUUUGUAUUUGAGAAUAUUUUUCAUUAUAUUACAUAACAACAAAAGUUUUUAACAGAAAUAUAUUUGUUAGUUUUGAAUUACUUAAUGAAAAUAUAUGUACUUUAAUAUAAUAAAUGAAACUACAUGUUUCAUUUAUUAUAUUAAAGUACAUAUAUUAUAUUACAGUCACCUUUAGGAAUAUUAAUAUUUUUGCUAAUAAAAAAAUAAAUAUAAUAUACAAAAUCUAUCAAGAAAAAAAUCUGAAACGCUUCCAAUAAAUUAUAAUGAUAUAAAUACUUAUUAAGGGAAAUAUUUUAGCAAUACGAAAGGUCAACUAAUUAUCUUAGAUAUAUAAGAAUAGUAUAACAUCGAUAUAUAAUAAUGCAAAUUUUAAUAGUUUAUUUUAAACUAACAUUGUGCCAAAAUAAAUUUUUAUAUUGCUUCCUAACAUAAAUUUUUUAUUCCUUAUAGUCGCUAUGUGAAUAUAGCUAUAUAUUUCAUUAAAAAUACCGUGUAAAAAUAUAUUGUGAAGAUUAUGUCACCAGUCUUAGGUAGGUACUAUAUAAGGUACAUAAUAUAUAAAUAUAUGUAUUACAAAAUACGGAAUAAGUUUAAUAAAAUUUAAAAUAGUUCAUGUAGGUACAUAUAUAUUAUACUUCAUAAUAUUUUUAUAUAAAUGAAUAAAACCAUCAUUUUACUAUUUUAAAUUGAAAAUCCAAUCACGUAUGUAACGUAUAUAUAUUUUUUUCUUAUAUUUUAUAUAUUUGAAUCUGUCAAAUAAUUGCUUUUAAAUAAUUAUAAAUUGUAUAUACUAAUUGUGUUUUUAAGUAAAAUCGGGAUGUAUAAAAACCUAGCAGCCGAGGCAAGAUACACAUGCUCAUGUGGUCGGUAUACUUUUAUACAUAUAUAUUUUUUUAUAUAUUAUACAUAUAAGAAAGUAGCCGAUUUUUGUUUUUAUACAAUGCUAAUAGAUUCUUGCCUUGAUUGCUAUGUGCUGGUAGAGAGGGUUAUAUGGCGAUGGGGAUGUGCAAGUGUGCUCAACUAACUUUUAAUAGUUUAUUACGAAUUUUUAAUCUGGGACAAUAUGAAUUUAUAAAUUAUUUAAUAAUUAUGGAUUCAGUGAUUCAUAUUAUAAAUUAUUAAUUCCUGUUUACUUUUUAAGAAUGUAUUCGCAAAUAAAUACUUACUGAAUUCUAAAAAUUUUCUACUAGUUUUAUUGUAUUUUAAAUUAAGAAGGAUCUUUGGAACUGACUAAAGGAUUAGAUAAAUGCUUCUAAAAAUAGAUCUUUAUAAAUUGUUAAAAUUUAAAUAUCUUGUUGUCUCAGAUUAGUUAGAGAAUACAAAACAGGUGCUAUACGAAAUUUACAUAAUAAUGUUACACACAUAACAUGUGGAAAUAGAAUAUGAUGUACUUACAAAAGGAUUGCAUGGAUUUUGAUAUUUGAAAUAUACGUACUUUAACAAUUUUA